UGAUAAAACAGAUUAUCAUUUGAUGAACGGUCUUUGUUAUAAAGUAUUCUUUCAUGAAACUACUUGGAAUGAUGCAAAAGCUGAAUGUGAACGUGAUAAUGCUAAGUUAUUUUCACCUGAAAAAAUUACGAUACUACCCUUGAUAAAACUUUUACUUUUACGUCGACACAGUUACACAUCAUCUGGAGUUGUACAUGUUGAUAUUUUUUAUGACCACCGAAAUCGUACUGCUAUUGGAUACAACACAACCGAUGAAAGUUCUUCAACAAGUAUAUAUAAUCCUUAUGAUCUUCAUACUUUGUGUGAUAGAACAUUUCAUCAACGUCAUCAAACAUCAAUACCAACAUUAAGUCUAUUAAAGAAUGAGAAAAAUCCAUUAAAAACGCAGCAAACUAGUUGUGUAUACAUUGAUUUUUCAUCUGACUCUCCACCAUCAAUUUUAUGUGAUCAAAAAUCUUGUAAUCGACCAGCAACUGUAAUAUGUCAAAAAUUACCGAUUGUAAAAACACGUGCUGUUGUAGCAAAACGGUUAGUUAUCAAUAGGAUGUAUGCAGAAUAG
Messenger RNA from Rotaria sp. Silwood1, 559 nucleotides. NCBI's taxonomy places the organism in Eukaryota, Metazoa, Rotifera, Eurotatoria, Philodinida, Philodinidae. The record is from the annotation of a GenBank genome assembly.